CGGUCUAGACAUCACAUCAUUAGCCAAGUCAGCUAGUUAGCUGUUUAUUUUUUGGACAAAAUGUCAACUACGACAGGCGGCGGAGAGUUUGGCAACCCUCUACGAAAGUUCAAGCUCGUCUUUCUGGGCGAACAGAGUGUUGGGAAGACCUCUCUCAUCACCAGGUUUAUGUAUGACAGUUUCGACAACACUUAUCAGGCAACAAUUGGCAUUGACUUUUUGUCAAAAACCAUGUACCUAGAAGAUCGCACGAUUCGGCUGCAGCUCUGGGAUACAGCCGGACAGGAGCGUUUCCGCAGCCUCAUCCCCAGUUACAUCCGCGACUCAGCUGCUGCUGUGGUGGUUUAUGACAUUGCCAAUCUUAAUUCAUUCCAGCAAACUUCAAAGUGGAUUGAUGAUGUUAGAACAGAGAGAGGAAGUGAUGUCAUUAUCAUGCUUGUUGGGAACAAAACAGACUUGGCGGAUAAAAGGCAAGUUUCUGUUGAGGCGGCAGAGAGGAAAGCUCGUGAGCUCAAUGUGAUGUACAUAGAGACCAGUGCCAAGGCUGGCUAUAACGUCAAACAGCUGUUCCGUCGUGUUGCUGCUGCAUUGCCCGGGAUGGAUAGCACACCAGAGAAAAGCAAAGAGGACAUGAUCGACAUCAAACUGGAGAAACAGCCAGAGAUGACUGUCACCGAGAGCAGCUGCUCAUGCUAGUACUCCUCACCCUCACCGAGCCUGUCUCCUCCCAACCAACAGCUUGUCUCUCAGUGGCCACUCUCUCCACCCUUGGCACACUGCCAUUGGGAUGGACAACCUGUCUCUUUUUCCCUUUUCAACUCAGUGACUUUUCAGAGUAACCGUGUGGAUGUGCAUUACUGUAUUGGAAGAGAUUAUCUGGGGCGGGAGGAUGGUUCAAAAGUAAACAUUUAAAAACGAGGAAUAAGUUAAAUGAUAUGUUCAGAUUUUCAUCCAGUUGCAUGGCAUUAUAUAGGAUUGCAGACUGACAUAGCUAACCGCUCAUGAGUUAUUGCACAGUUCAGAUUCUUUAGUGCUGUUACUCUCGUCAUUGUUGUAAAGUAAAACUGCUUGGGAUUAUUUAAAUGACUCUGCAAGGUUGAGUUCUCAGCCCAUUGUAUUUUACUUUUUUAUUUUUAAAUGGAGAGCUUGUCGUCAACUAUUCUAGCUCUCAGAUAACUGCUUAUUUCUUGACUUUGUCUUAUUUUUGAGGAAGUAGAGAUGAGAUCUUACCAGUAAACUUACAUCAUUGCUAACCACCAUAUUACCACAUUAGGCUCAAAUGGACCCUUUUCAUUGAAGAGGGUCAAUUGUCCAAUCAUGAGGUAUAAUUAUACCUAACGACUCUGUAGGCUUGAGCUGUCAAAUACAACAGUAUGUUAGCAGAUCAUAUUUACACAUUUUGGGACCUUAUCUCAAACCGUGCAAAAGGGAUGCAUAACCAAACAAUGAGGUAAUAGAUCAUGAAAGGGAAACCAUCCUGAGUUCACUAAAUUGGCUAUUAACCUAAAGCUAUGUCUGCAUUAAAACUAUAGCAACUCUCUUUCCAAUGUUGAAUUAGCUGCACGCAUACUAACAUGUCUGAGGAGGAGUUUUCUGUUAUUAGAUACCCCUAAUGUAGGAAAUAAAUAAUAAAGUCAGUGUUUAGUUUUUCCACUCUGAUGGAAAGUUGUCACUUUGGUCGCUAUGACGUACCCACCAUCUCAUUGAUAAUUUGUGUUGUGUUGAUUACACUAUUGCAAGAACAUGCAGCAUGCUCACCAUGCAGGAUUUAUAUGGAUAAGAACACAGAUGCCUUGCUUGUUUGUUCACCAACGUUGUGCACUGAAUCAAGCCACAAUAUUGUAAAAUAUAAAAGAAGCCUGCUGACUGGUUCAUGGCUUCACUAGUUGUUUUGUAGAGCUGGUAGAUACGAGUUUGUCCUCAGAUGCAGCCAACGCUUACUAACACCCUUGCUGUAAAAAAAAAAAAAGUGCAGAGAAGUUAGUUGCAGUAUCCUUUGCUGUAAUGCCUGUGUAGGACUGUUGGUUUUAUGUGUUUUUAUUUAUUUUGUAACUUGGACAUACAGAUAACAUUGUAUGCUUGACCAAAAGUACAGAUGCUGACACGCAUGUUGAAAGUUUGUUUUAUUUAUUGUUUGCGUGUCUGCCGGGACUCCACCUAAAGGCGACACUUAUGCCCGGUAACUACAUUUGUCACACUGCUAGAAAUUACUUCUUCGCAAUGUGUAGUCAGUAGCUUGGUUUACAGUCACAGGUCAAGGCUGCACAGUCUCUAGACACAAACACACACACACACACGGUGUAACACAAACAAAUUAACUAGCCAUAGCACAACAAAAGGCACUGGUCAUUUGCUGUAGCUUGUUUUUGAAAUAUCAAUGUUUUGAAAUGGAUAAAAAAAUGUAAGUAUAUAAUUACAUCAAACAACCAUUUUAACAUGAGCAGCUCUUCUAUUACUCGUCACCGACUAAAUACUCAGCUUUGUGCCAUUCUGAAUUGUGUGUUCAUUUGAAAUAUGCUGUCUACUCGUGUUUAGCAAUGUUUGUGUGAAUAAUGUACUAUUACUAUCUGAUGUAUAAAACGGAGAGUUAAUGAAACACAAGUGUAGCCCUAUCACUUGGAAUAAAAUAAAGAUAUUUCACCAAAAUGUAAA
Cottoperca gobio is the source of this 2652-nucleotide messenger RNA. RefSeq names its product RAB41, member RAS oncogene family (gene rab41). The record is from RefSeq and is a predicted model, not a curated record. Bases 61 to 696 code for a protein of 211 amino acids. Gene Ontology annotation, molecular function: GTPase activity; GTP binding. NCBI's taxonomy places the organism in Eukaryota, Metazoa, Chordata, Actinopteri, Perciformes, Bovichtidae. The transcript is spliced from 8 exons.